Branchiostoma floridae (Florida lancelet) is the source of this 772-nucleotide messenger RNA. RefSeq names its product 40S ribosomal protein S10-like. The coding region runs from base 232 to 714 and encodes 160 amino acids. Gene Ontology annotation, molecular function: structural constituent of ribosome; RNA binding. The record is from RefSeq and is a predicted model, not a curated record. Lineage: Eukaryota; Metazoa; Chordata; Leptocardii; Amphioxiformes; Branchiostomatidae. The transcript is spliced from 6 exons. Gene Ontology annotation, cellular component: cytosolic small ribosomal subunit.
UGUCAAGAGCCACUAAGAAAGGCAGUUGUCAUCAGUGGACAACAUUUUAACAUAACUAUAUAUUAGUGAAUCAUUUCUACGAUUUCAUUUUACCCAGCGGGACGAUUGUUGCAAGAAUCAAGUAAGUCGCUGUGGGGCUCUCAGAAUAAUAGAUGUCCCGGAUGUGAUUUCUUUCGGCGCAUGCGCUGAUCGGCCUUUUCCCGUGGCUGCCAUCUUGGCUAGACCGUCAAGAUGUUGAUGCCUAAGAAGAAUCGUGUUGCGAUCUACGAGCUGCUGUUCAAGGAGGGCGUUAUGGUGGCCAAGAAGGACUACCACCUCCCCAAACACCCCGAGCUAGACGUGCCCAAUCUUCAUGUCAUUAAGGCUCUAACGUCGCUCAAGUCACGAGGAUACGUGAAGGAACAGUUCGCCUGGCGCCAUUUCUACUGGUACCUGACCAAUGAGGGCAUCCAGUAUUUGCGUGACUUCCUUCACCUCCCACCAGAGAUUGUCCCGUCAACACUGAAGCGCCAGACACGCCCAGAGACUGCACGACCUCGGCCAACCAGAGGACCUGCUAUGCCUGGUGGUCCCAAGGAUGGAGAGAGGGGAGAGUACAGACGUGCCGGUCCAGGUGGCCUCGGAGACAAGAAGACUGAUGUCGGAGCACCUCCAUCACAGCAAUUUGAAUUUAGAGGCGGAUUUGGGCGUGGCAGGGGAGCACCUCCUCAGUAGGACCCUGAUGGAUCACUUCAGUACAGAUCUAUGUCAAUAAACCUUUGACUCUUGAAAA